Molecule: messenger RNA, 2847 nt
Organism: Saccostrea echinata
Lineage: Eukaryota; Metazoa; Mollusca; Bivalvia; Ostreida; Ostreidae
Exons: 2
Coding region: 1-2847 (948 amino acids)
Molecular function (GO): nucleic acid binding; zinc ion binding
Source: RefSeq, a predicted model, not a curated record
AUGGCUGGAUAUAUAGGAAAAAUUGAGGCGUUUGAUGGCACAGUUGAUACGUGGACAGCGUACACGGAACGUUUAGAACAGUACUUCGAAGUUAAUGGAAUUACGGGCGGCAAACGUGUCCCUGCGCUCCUAAGUUUGAUUGGGGGAAAGACUUACGCUUUACUAAGGAAUCUUACAACACCAGAUAAACCAUUGUUAAGAGACCGAUUUGUUUGUGGACUCCGAGAUGAACAAACCCAGAAGAAAUUACUGUCCAUGCAGGGGCUCACCCUGGAUAAAGCAAUUCAAAUAGCGGUCGCUAUGGAAAUCGCAUCAAAAGACGCAUUGGAACUGCAAGGAAAAAAUUGCGAGUCUGGAGUCAACAAAUUAAAAUUCCAGAAAUCGAAAUCAAAGUUGGAAAAACCGAAACCUUCGAAUUGUUACCGAUGUAACAAAAGUGGACACAGAGCAGAAGAAUGCAGAUUCAAAGAUGCAACAUGUCACAAAUGUAAAAAGAAAGGACACAUUAAAGCGGCAUGUCGUGCAAAGGACCAAUCAUUCAAAUUUCCGAAGAAAGUGCAUGCAGUAGACGAUGACAGUGAUUUAGGAUUGUACACUGUACAUACCGGUAAGCGAAAUGAGAUAAUGGUGGAUGUGUCUAUUGACGGGAAAAAUGUCAACAUGGAACUAGACACAGGUUCCGCAGUCUCCGUUAUUCCGGAAAAAGUUUUUACAGAAUUGUUUCCCAGGAGGAAACUCGAGGAUACAAGCGUCACUUUAAUGACUUACUCAGGAGAAAAACUCAAACCUCUUGGUGUAGUUCGUGUAGAUGUCUUAUACAGAGAUCAACGGGAAAAGUUAGAAAUGUAUGUUGUUUCAGAGGGAAAAGCGAUACUUUUCGGGCGUGAAUGGCUACGAAAAAUCAAAUUGGAUUGGAAUUCCCUGAACAACGUCACACUGGAUAUCAAUGAGUUAUCACAGAAAUUGGAGAAAAUUCUUGAUAAACACAGUGCCGUGUUUACAAUGGAAACUGGAUCCGUCAAUGGAAUCAAAGCGAACCUCAUCAUGAAGGAAAGCGCUAAACCAGUAUUUGUGAAAGCAAGAUCGCUUGCUUACGCUCUGAAACCCAAAGUUGAAAAAGAGUUGGAACGACUUGAAAGUGAGAGCAUCAUAACCAAAGUUCCGACAAGUGAAUGGGCCACACCAAUUGUACCGAUAGUAAAGAGAUCAGGUGAUAUCCGAAUUUGUGGGGAUUUCAAAGUUACGAUAAAUCCGCAACUUGAAAUAGAGCAAUACCCAUUGCCUCGCAUUGAGGACAUAUUCGCUUCAUUGGCAGGUGGACAGAAAUUCUCAAAGAUCGAUCUGAAGAACGCAUAUUUGCAACUUGAAGUAGAAGAGGAAUCAAAGAAAUUUCUUACAAUUAACACACAUCGAGGAUUGUACCGUUACAACCGACUCCUAUUCGGGGUAGCGUCAGCACCUGCAAUAUGGCAACGCACCAUUGACACAAUAUUGCAAGGAUUAAAUGGAGUACAGUGCAUUUUGGAUGACAUGGUAAUUACGGGUAGGAAUGAUGCAGAACAUCUUGAAAAUUUACGCCACGUUCUACAGAGACUGGAGGAAUAUAACUUGAGAGCGAACAAAUCCAAGUGUCAGUUUUUCCAAGACCAAAUUGAAUACUGUGGUCAUUUAAUUGACAAACAAGGAUUACACAAAACCAAGGAUAAAAUUAAAGCUGUGUUGGACACCCCAGAGCCAACCAAUACCACCCAACUUCGAGCGUUUCUAGGUCUUGUGAAUUACUAUCACAAAUUCCUUCCAAAUUUAUCAUCUGUUGCACACCCGUUACACAAACUCUUGGAAAAGGAAGUCAAAUGGCAGUGGACCAAAGAAUGUCAGGAAGCGUUCGAGGAAGCAAAAAGGUUGGUAACUUCUGAUCAAGUAUUAUGUCACUAUGAUCCAAACUUACCAAUCAGGUUAGCGUGUGAUGCGUCACCUUUUGGAUUAGGGGCAGUGUUGUCGCACGUGUUGAAGGACGGGACGGAACACCCGAUCGCGUUCGCUUCAAGAACUUUGAAUAAGGCUGAGAAGAAUUACAGUCAAAUUGACAAGGAAGCUCUUAGUAUUGUGUUUGGUGUAAAGAAAUUCCACACUUAUCUGUAUGGUCGCGAGUUCACCUUGAUAACCGAUCAUCAGCCGUUAGUGUCAAUUUUCAAUCCUAAGAAAGGAAUUUCAGUUACCUCCGCUGCACGAAUGCAAAGACAUGCAAUAUUUUUAAGUGGAUAUACGUACAACAUUGAAUAUCGCAAUACAAAACGCCACACGAAUGCGGAUGGAUUGUCAAGAAUUCCUCAGGAAAAGAACGGACUUGAGGCCGAAGACUUAACUGAUGUAGCAGAUAUGUUUACACUCAGUCAAAUGGAACAAAUAUCAUGUCUUACGCACCAAGAAAUUAGAAGAGAAACGUCCAGAGACAAAAUUUUGUCAAAAGUGUACGAUUGCAUUGUUAAUGGUUGGACUGAAAAUGAGGAUCCAAAUCUAAAUCCAUACUUCAGUAGAAGGAAUGAAUUGACUGUUAGUCAAGGCUGUGUCAUGUGGGGAUGCAGAGUUAUAAUUCCACAACGAUUUCAGAAAAGAGUACUUGAAAUGUUUCAUUCAGCUCACCCCGGAAUCGUGCGAAUGAAACUUUUGAUGAGAAGUUACGUUUGGUGGCCGAAAAUCGAUUUGGAAAUCGAAAAGCUUGUUAAAAGUUGUUCUGGAUGCCAGAAACAACGCCACAAUCCGAAAACUGCACCCUUACAUCCGUGGGAAUGGCCAUCAGCUCCGUGGAAACGUAUCCACAUUGAUUUUGCAGGACCAUUUUUAUGA